UGAGGUAACGACACGUGAUGACGCAGAGGACGUCGGCGUGCUCUGCGUGCUACUCACUCGCUCGCUCGCUCCCCCGCUCCCCCUCCCCCCAUGCAGCUCUGAGGAGGCGGCAGUAGAAGCGGCUCACGGGCAGCCCGGGGCCUAGUGGAAGGGGUCGGGCUGGCGCGGGCAAAGGGAGCCCCGUCGCCAUGGAGGGGAUGGACGUGGACCUGGAUGCCGAGCUGAUGCAGAAAUUUAGCUGCUUGGGAACCACCGACAAGGACGUGCUUAUUGGCGAGUUCCAGCGACUCCUUGGCUUCCAGCUUAGCCCGGCCGGCUGCGCCUUCUUCCUGGACAUGACAAACUGGAACUUACAGGCAGCCAUUGGAGCCUACUAUGAUUUUGAGAGUCCAAACAUCAAUGUGCCCUCUAUGUCGUUUGUUGAAGAUGUGACCAUAGGAGAAGGAGAGUCCAUUCCUCCUGAUACCCAGUUUACAAAAACAUGGAGGAUACAAAACACAGGAACAGAAGCAUGGCCUCCAGGUGUUUGUCUUAAGUAUGUCGGGGGAGACCAGUUUGGCCACGUGAACAUGGUGAUGGUUCGAUCGUUGGAGCCCCAGGAGAUUGCAGAUGUCAGUGUACAGAUGUGCAGCCCCAGUACUGCGGGCAUGUACCAGGGACAGUGGCGAAUGUGCACUGCCACGGGACUCUAUUAUGGAGACAUCAUCUGGGUGAUCCUCAGUGUGGAAGUUGGAGGACUUUUGGGAGUAACGCAGCAGCUGUCAUCGUUUGAAACAGAGUUCAACACGCAACCACAUCGCAAGGUAGAAGGAAACUUUAACCCGUUCGCCUCUCCGCAGAAGAACAGGCAACCAGACGAAAACAACUUAAAAGACCCUGGGGGUUCCGAGCUAGAUACAAUCAGCAAAAACACGUGGGGGCCUGCUCCUGACCAAAUUGAACAAGAUCAGACUGAACUGUCACAAAACUCUGUAAAUCUCUCCCCCAGCAGUCACUCGAACAACUUAUCAGUAGUGACAUACAGUAAGGUAGGUGCCCUGAGGGAACAGGAGAAUGGGGAGGUCAUGAGUCCGUGGCCUGUACUGGGAUAGUCCAUCCUUGCAGACUGUUUAGCUCCCCCUUGUGCCUUUGUCUGAUCCACUUCAGAAGGGCCUGCAAUUGACUGUUCAACUUGCUGGGUCUGCACAUUGAAUUAAAAGCAAGCUAAAAACCCAACCAUGUUCAAAUGCUUAAAAAAGCUCUGUUAAAAGUAGCCGCCUUCAUAUGUUGCAUGCUGGAUUUAAGCUAAAAUGUGGAUAGAGACGGUCUAGCCAAAUGGGUUCACCUUCUUAAAAUCUUUUUUCCCCCUUCACUGGCUUUUAAGUAAUCAUGACUUUAAAUUGCUAGGUUCACCUGUUGGCUUGUGUAUCCAGAUAUCAGCCAAUUUUUUUGGAGCCUUAAGCCUGAAAUCUACAAAGAAACUUGUUCAAUCAGUUCAUAUGCAUCAACAUAUCAUGCGAUUAUUGGUAGCUUAUUGUUCUCUCCACCUUUUGGCCAAGUCAAAUCUGAAGUUAAUCAGUAUGCUUAGUUUUUUAUUGCUGUGGGUGAUGCAUAAUUGCCAAUAGGUAUAAUUUUGAAAUAGGGUGAAUAAAAUGUGUGUGAGAGGUCAGGCAGUUGAAAAAGCAAAGCAGUUGCUGAAGCUGCUUUGGAAAUGUGAGCAUUCUGUCUUCCGUGACAUCAGUUACCCUCAUAUUGACUGAGUAAACGUGAGUCAUGAAAAAGAUAGCAUUUCUAGAUGAAAUGAGAGGUUGUGUCAUGGAACAGUUAGUCACAGAUUUAGGAAGAGGAAAGCAAGGAUUUAAUCCUAAAUAACGUCCAGAUUUUAGUGCACACUGUAUUAGUUAAAUUUUUAUAUUGCUUCACCCAGAUGGCUAGACGGUUCACAUAACUAUUGUUGAAACAUCUAGAAACAAUCCUUUACGUUCAUACAUGUGAAUGGAAAGUUGCCCAGAAAGUCCAGUACAGUUGCAUUUAAUUUCAGAAGGAAUUACUCAAAAACAAUUUGGUUAAAAGGAAGCUAAAAGGUACAGGAAGUGAUAUAAUCUUUAGGAGGCUUAGCAGUUAUUUAAAACUAUUGUCAUAGAGGCUCAGAAGAAAUAUGCAAUAUAUUUGUUGCCACAGAAUGUUGAAAGGAUGUUUUUUACAACUGGUAGACUGAAAAGUAACAGUUAAAAAGGAAGGAGGAAAUUAGAUACUGAUGUCUAAUCCAGGAGUGUCAAACGUAAGACCCGCAGGCCAGAUCUGCCCUGAAGAGCUCAGUUGUCCAGCCCCUGAGCACAUGCUAGCAAUCUGAGCCGCUGUCACAUUCCUUCCCCCUGCCACUGAAGUGACAGCAUUUCUCCCCACUUGCUGCAGCUUGCUUGCUUGCUUCUUUCCUUCCGCCCCUGCUGCUGGUAUUUCUCUCCACCACCACCACCACUCCAUCCCAUGCACUCAGAAGCCAUAGCAUUUCUCCCAUUUCCUGUGAAUAAUUAAGAUAGGACAAGACUUUAUUUAAUUUUAAAUUUUUAGAUUUUGCUUUACUAGCAUUGCAUUUAGGGCAGCUAAUAUUAAAAAUAAUAUAAUAAAACAGCAACAAAAAUAGCAUAAUUAAAACAUACAUUAAAAUGGCAAAGAUGAAUGAAAACAUAUUGAAGCUGAUUGGUUCAGCUUCAGACUACCAAAGUGGGUGCACAGCAGGGAACCAUGUGCCUGCUUGGGCAGGCUUCCGCACCAACGCUACACGAAAUAUGCAGUGGGGUAUGUCGAGGUUCCUACCUUGCUCAUAGAUUGACCUGUAACUGAUAGAAAUAUGUUCCUGAGGGUCUCACAGCCCUCAGGUACAUACUUCCAUGCGUUGCAGAGCGCUUCUAGGGGAAGGACCAAUGGGCGACAUUUGAUCCCCUCAUCAUUGCUUCCCCUAGAAGCAUGCUGUGACACAUGGAACUAUGUCGUGUCGCUGAGAGCUGUGUGACUCUCAGGAACAUAUUUCUACUACAUAAUUUCAGGGAAAUCUAAGAGGAAGGUAAAAGGUAAAGUUGUGCCAUUGAGUCGGUGUUGACUCAUGGUGACCACAGAGCCAUGUGGUUUUCUUUGGUAGAAUACAGGAGGGUUUUACCAUUGCCAUCUCCCCUUGGUAGAAUACAGGAGGGGAUUACUGUUGCCAUCUCCCAUGAAAUAUGAAAUGAUGCCUUUCAGCAUCUUCCUAUAUCGCUGCUGGUCUGUGAAACAUACCAGUGGGGAUUUGAACCAGCAACCUCUUGCUUCCUAGGCAAUAACUUCCCCACUGCGCCAUUAGGUGGCCUAAGGGGAAGGUAGGAACCCCAAAAUUAGUUCACUCCACUGCAUGCUGGGCAAUGUGCAACUAGUUCCAGUCCUCUGAAGCAGGCGUCCCGCUCAUGUUACACACCUGCUUCAGUAGUCUGGAUCUGAGCCAGAGUUACAAAAUAACAUGAAAACCAACUCACAUUUUAAAACAUCAGAGCAAAUUAAAAAGCCUCCCUUGAUAGAUCAUCCUACAAAUAGGAUGCCAUAACUGAGGAGGCCCUCUAGUCACUAUAUACCUAACUUGGAGGUGAAGGCACCCUGAAAAGGGCCGCUAAUGCAUUGGUAGGAAUACGUGGAAGAUGGCAAGAUACCAGGUUCUAAGCUGCAUAGGGUUUUUAAAGAUAAUUGCCAGUACUUUAAAUUGUUCUUGGAAAUGGAUUGACAGCCAGUGAAGUUGUUGCUUAGAGAGAAUUGGUAUGAACUUGGCAAAGCAAAUGUCAUCUGUCCGACCUAUUGAAUUUUUUGAGUUAGCUAGCAUAUACAUAAAGGUGAUGUGAUGGACACAUGAAAAGCUUUUGUCAAAGUCCUUCAUCAAAGAUCCCUGAAGAAGCUGGGCAGUUGUGUCAUGGAGAAGAGUUACAUGGACUGGUAAUUUAAAAACAACUGAAAAACAAGAGAGAGCCAGGCAUUCAGAAUAAUACAGUGGUCCCUCGACUUACAAACUACUCGACAUCCGAAGUUUUCGACUUACGAACGACAAAAAUGACCGGAAGUCGUUGCCGGUUUAGAUGCGGCUUCCUCGACUUACGAAUUUUUAGAUGCGGUUUCCUCGACUUACAAAUGUUUCCAGACCUCCGUGGGUGUGCUUUUCGACUUAAGAAAAUUUCGACCUACGAACGUGCGUUCGGAAUGGAUUAACUUUGUAAAUCGAGGGACCACUGUAUUAAGCCAGCUACUGGUACUACUUAACUUACUCAUAAGUGAUUUGAUGUUGAGGCGAACAGUGAAGUAGUCAAGAUUGCAGAUUACAUCAAAUUAUUCAGGAUGCUGAAAUUCCAAACACAAUGCGAAGAGCUCAAAAAGUCACUUAACAGAAUAGCAGUUAAGAUUUUUGAUAUGAAUGCAAAGUGAUGUACAUGGUGACACACAUUUCUAAUAUCACAUGCUGACACAAUCUACAUUGGCUGUGAUUAUUCGUGAAAGAUCUUGGAAUCAUAGUGGAAAGCUCAGUGAAAACAUCAGCUUAUGGUGCUGCAGCUGUGAACAAGGCAAAUUCAGUGUUAGGAAUUACUUUGGAAAGAGAUAAAAAUUAAGGGUAUGGUGCAUUUACAUUUAGAAUACUAUGUAUUCUGGUUGUUCAUCCCAUAAAUGAUAUCAUAGAAUAAGAGAAACUGCAGAAAAGGUAACUCCAAAUCACCAAGGAGUAUCUUCUUUAUGUGGAAAGGCUUACAGCAUUUGACACUUUUUAAUUUUGAAAAGAAGAGGUGUAACAUUUUAUAAAAUUAUGUACAGUCUGGAAAAGAAAUACAAGCUUCUUUUCUUCUUGAAAUUCUAGAACUUGAAGUGAGCAUCCUAUGAAAUCAGUGUGCAGUAGGUGCAAGACAGACAAACAGAACUACUUUACGAAACAUUUAUUUAAUAUACGAAGUUAAUUACCACAUGGCCACUGGCUUAGAUGGGUUUUGGUUUUUUCCAGAAUUCAUGAAGGGUAGAUCUACUGACUACAUCAUAAUUCAGCUGUUUUGCAAACAACCCAGACUAGAGGACAUAGUCCAUCACUUGAAGAUGAGAGUAUUCUUUUGAUAAGGCCUUGGGCAGGAGUAGGCAGCUUUUUUAAAAAGAGAGAGCGAGCCAAAAGUAGUUUGCAUGUUUUUUCUAAUAUAAAUAUUUAUAUAUUAACAUACUCUGAAUUUUUAUUGAUUGAUUGAUUUUUACAUUUAUAUCCCGCUCUUCCUCCAAGGAGCCCUGAGCAGUGUACUACAUACUUGAGUUUCUCCUCACAACAACACUGUGAAGUAGGUUAGGCCGAGAGAGAAGUGAUUGGCCCAUAGUCACCCAGCUAGUAUCAUGGCUGAAUAGGGAUCUGAACUCAGGUCUCCCUAGUCCUAGUCCAGCACUCUAACCACUACACCACUUUGGCUCCCAUGAAUGAACAUGGACAACUCCCGUCUUGCUAGCUGAAUCACUGGGGUGACCAUGGACUCUGGUAUUAGCAAUAUAAAAUGUUCAGAAGUAUAAAUGAGCCCUUAAAUGAACAGUGGUGAUGGAAAUGACACUAUUUAAGAACAAAAUGUGCAUACAUUUUGGCUAACUAAUCUUUGACAUAUUGCCAUGGAGUCUUUCAUUCAGCUAACAGAACCAGGCAGACUGUGAGCUGUAUAAUUACAAACUCUGAAUUUGUGAGGUUUAAUAUGAACUUGUUCGUUCAUUUAUAUCACCUCUUAACAUUUUGAGUUAACUUUUUAUUCUUAGAUUUUUUUUAAUUACUUAAGAAAAAUCCUUAGGUUUUUUAAUUACUAACCUGUAGUUCUUUGAUGUAGUCUCUGUUGUUCACACAUUGGGUAGUUGUGCCUGCACGGUAGCUUGUUAGAUAACCUUACAAGCUCUUUUCUCUGCUGAUUUUUGGCGGUAGUUCCCCCACUACCCUUGUGUUGCUCUCCCCUUAGUUCUUUGUCUGGGAGAAGAACUUUGUUGGUCCUGCUCUCCCCUUAGUGCUUUGUCGCCUGCCAAAUGAUCUACAGCUUGUUCAGGUGACUUGUGUUCUCUCGUCUAUACCAAAUCCCUCUGCUUUCUUAUUCCUGUCCUUUAUUCCUUCUAACUCUUUUAGUUGUUGUUCCUUUCUUUAUUCUUUUGCCAUUUGCAUGUUUAUUUCUUCUCUCAGUAUCCCUCCCCCCCCUUUCCCCGUUUUUUGCCUUUGUUUUUGUUGUGGGGGGGGGUCGGGGGAAGAGGGUUGUUCAUAUUUCACAACUUGUUUCAUAGUAUUUUCAUGAGUCCUUGCAUGGCCGCUAAGUUUACUUUUGGACGUUGUACCAUCUGCUGGGACAAACUCACUUUGACAGGCAGGUACUCUAGUUGCCUAUUGUGCCUUGGCGAGUCACACCAUGUGGACUCAUACCAGGAUUGCCUCAGUUUUACCAAACAGGCAAGAAAGAAUAGAGCCUUCGGUGUCUACUCUGGGAAGAGGCCUUAUAUGCCUCCUCGAUACCAGCAGCGAUUUCGACAGCAACCAUGGCUUCAUCAAAUGUCUUGGCAUCGAUUGAUCUCAGCCUCCAUGACUCUGGUACCAACAACUUUUUGGCAAUGACACUGGUGUUGAUGUUGGAAGCAUGACAUGUUAUUGAAGACCCGUCCCUAUCGGGGGAUAUUCAAGCCCAAUUUAGUCACACUGGACCCUUUAGUUCAGAUGUCAAUAACAUCUGUUCCAACACCGCCUCCUUCGGCUCCGCCAGUGAAGACAUUGCCACCAAGUGCUUCCAGCAAACCCAAGCACCAUAGUGAUGUCAGUGCCCAGCCAUCUAAGAAAAAGCAGUGGCCACUUCCAUCAGAUCCCUCUGCUAUGACCUCCAAGCCAAAAGUGCCUCGCCUUCCAGCAAGACAGGGGCUGCCCAGAAUUCUGAAGAAACAGUAGCGGGUGGAGAUUCCACAACCCACUCCCCUUCACGCUGACAGUCGCCAUCACAGGAUGAUGUAGGCAAACCCGACAAGGAACCUGACAUCAUACAGAUGAGGAGCCAGUUGAACCCGAUCUCCCAGGUGAGCCAGACACUCUCUACAAACCUGCCUGACCUCUCAGUCUGGAUCAUGGAGGUGCAUCCCUCGCCAGUAUUGAAUGUGACAGCCUUCACUCAGAUGAGUGGCUCUCAGAAGGUUACCAUUCUCCAGAAUGUGCUCGGGAUCAAGGACAGUUCCCAACCAGAGAUGAUGUCAUCCCCUAUCGACCUUGGGACCAAGAUCAGGACAAAAGCUAUUGCUCCACGGAACAAUAUAGACAUGAUGCUUGGGAUUAAUAUGACCUCUGCAUGCACCAUAAGCAUAGGCACUGUGACUGGUCCUGCGAGGACAGUGGCACAAUAUAUAUUAGGUCACCGUCUCCCACACACAGGGCCUCUUCUAUGCCACGGUACCAUGACAGGCAACAGAGAUUCAGCAACCUACAGCCAUAAUGACAAGUUUCCCUCCUAUCAUUGUGACUGUAGUCACAGAGUAAGAGGUUAGUCCAGAGACUGCUCAGGCUCUCGCCCUCAUCACAGAGAACCAGUCUGUGCUUAACCUCAGCCACCUCUUACCUGGUCCAAGGAACCACCCAAGCAGGAUCAAGCCUCUUCUCCACUUUGAGGUGCAUCACUUCUGAUCUUGACCUACCCACAAGAUAUUAUCAGGCAUACGCCUUCAGCUCCGCAGCUCCUGCUACACCACCUUUAGAAUAUGAUGAAGCAUCAGUUUCAGAUGCAGAGUCUGAAUCUUCCAAAGCGAGCACACACAUCCCCUUUGGAGGGCAUUCCGGGUCCAAAACUGGGAUCAACCAGGGAGGAUGUUGGUUCCCAUUCAGAAAGGGUCUUCAGAAAGGGUGACUUCACUAUGAUUGAAGAUGAAGCAGUCAUCCAAGCUGGAAGCUGACCCCAUCUUCGGGUUCUUCUAGUGAUCAUCUGUUCAUUCACACACCUGCCCUACUUCCCCUCUGCAGUCUUGUUUCAGGUUGGCGGACUCCUGAACUGAGGGGAGAGCAGGACCAACACUGGGGGAGAGGAGGAGCUACAGCCAAAAAUCAGCAGAUUAAAGAGCUUGGAAGGUUCCAGAACAAGCUACUGUGCAGCUGCAACUACCCAAUGUGUGAACGAACAGAUGACCACUAGAAGAACCCCAGUAACCAGCAAGCAACUUGUUGUUUUACCUCUUCAAAAUCAGCACAGCCUACUCUUUAGAUUACACUGUUAUCCUGGUUGCUAAGUUAAACCCUUUGCCUUUGGAGGGAAAAACCUUGGGAAGAAAGGUCUGGAGUCCAUUUUUUCAUUUGUAGAAAUAGGAAACAAACUCAGUUUCUUCCCAUUUCUCGAACCCUUUAAAUACAUUUAUAAUGUAAUAUUUGGUUCAUACAGAUAACUGCAUAAAGCAGGGAGUCUGGUAAUAAGUAUAAUUGACUCGGAGAUGGAAUUUCUUAGAGGGUUAGUGAGCACACUAUUUUCUGUAACACUCAGUUUCAGCAGACAACUCUGAUAAAACAGUAUUUCUAUUGAGUGAAUCAAUUAGUGUUUCACUCUCCUCUUUUGUAUGACUGAGUUUGAAAGGGAUGUUCAGAGUGAUUUAGUUACUUUAUCAGCAAGGAGUAUGAAUCUGGGUCUCGACCUGCCUGUCUUAAACUGCCUAUUUUAGUGCCCUUAUAGUUUGAGGGAUUCUGCAGUUAUGAUCUUAACCAAUGAAGUGCUUCAAGUUCAGAAAACGAAGGUGUGGAAUUCAUUUAGCUAGCUUCAUAAGCAGUUAUGUCUCGUCAAGUUGUAUAUUUCCAUUGCUACAGAAUGGAUGAAUGGGUACAUUGAUCAUGUAAACACAACUUGACAAACCAUUCCUGAUAAUGUUUUGUUUGAAUACAUAUUUAAAAUACUUAGACCAAUGAUGUUUGUACCAUGAGACUGAUAAGUUGCCACUCUUUUGAACUGCUUUAUACAACAGAGAAAUAAACCAGAAAGAGCUGGCAGGGCUUUGUUCAUAUUGAAAAAUAAUAGAUUACUGUUGGCUUAAGUGUGCUGGAGAAAUUAUGCAUUCCUUUUUCCUUCCUUGCUGUUACACUGGAUCAAAGUAACUUUUGAAAAUGCCUUUCAGCAUUGCCUCCUGUUGGGUCAGGUAUGUUGAGCACAGACAGUGACUCUCUGACAUUAAGACGUUUUAGUGCAGAAAAAUGGACCAUGAAGUUCUGAUCAAUUGCUUGGAAACCAAAAGGAAUAACAAAAAAGCCUGUUAAUUAAAUUGUGCUUUUUAGUCCAAAAGUGUAUUUUGCUCUUAAACGUACCAUUUAAAUUUUGGAAUUCAUUUCAGGGAGAGGAUUGGAUGACCUUUAGUUUCUUUGAACUCUAUUACAUUGUUGUGCUUAACAUUUUCUCUCUCAAAAAAGCCCACAAUCAUAUGUAAAAUAAGUGGUAUUGAUAAGUUGAAAGGUAAACUUAUACAUAGAUCAGAUUCCAAAUAUUUUCUUUUGUAUGGUAAGUAUUUACCAUAAACUCCCACUUUCCCCAAGAAUGAGAAGCCAGAAUGGCACAUUUUUUUUAAAAAAUCAUUUUUUAAAACUUUGAUGUUGCCAGGUUUCUCAGCAAGAACUGUUAGAUAUUGAAGCAUGCAUUGGCAGAAGGUUUUGCCCAAUAGGGGUGUGUGUGUGUGUGUGUGUGUGUGUGUGUGUGUGUGUGUGUGUGUGUGUGUGUAGGAAAAAGUGAAAUGUGAUUCCUGAAUAGUUAGCAGAACAAGAAUUUAGAUUUGCUCCUUGUCCACAUUUCAGUGUAAUGAAUUGCACUAAAACUAAAAGUUAACGUAUAAUUGUAUUCCUGAGCAAUUACUACUGUAUAUAGUUGUGUGUGUAGCCCUUCUUCUCUCCCUCUCUUCCUGGCUAUAUAGAUGAAUGGCUUUUGGGAAUGAGGGAGUGCCUGCCCCGAUUCUCUCCUCUCCUCCCUCUCCCCAAUAACAAGGAAGAGACAGACUCCACAAGAGUGUUGCUGGGUGGCCAGCCUGCGGCUGCUGUGCUUUUAGACUUCUGGAUAAAGGCUCUUACAGAGCAUAUAACUUGAGUUGUUGUUUUAAAAUGAUUCCCUCCUCACCCUGCAGGAGCCCAUAUGGUGGGGAAGAGCGUUGCAUGAGGAAAUGUUUUUUUAUGUCUUGCUGGAUUGGGUCCUGAGUCCGAAACAUAUGAAGCUCCCUUAUACUGAGUCAGAAAAACUCCUAUGCAUGGUUACCUGUUGGAAAGACAUUUUCUAUGUUUGCUUGUGCAUAAUCACCCCCCCCCCCCGGAAGAAAGUUUUUACUUUGAAAUGCAUCAGGAUUGUUGUGAGUGAAAAAUCAUUGUUCCACUAUUCCUCCUUUCUUUUUAUACUGAGUCAGACUAUUGGUCCAUUUUGCUCUGUAUUAUCUGCUGACAGUAACUUUACAGGAUUUAAGACAACAGUCUUUCUGAGCCCUUUCUUGUGUGGACAUUGCAGUUUUAGAGACAAACGAUCUAGACUGAAACUACAUGCCAGUGACUGCUUAAAAUAAUGUGGUGGUAAAGCAAACACUUUUGCUUUGCAUUUUCUCUUGUAAAUGCCUCUAGCCUUGAAGGUUGCGGAGGAAAGUUGUGAAAAUGUGUUUAUAGGGCUUUUAAAACGUAGAAGUGACAAGAUUUUUCCCUGCCUGUAUGCACAUUGGCUAACAUUUAAUAUAAAAUGCACACUGAAAACGUUCCUCAUGUGCAGUAGUAGGGGGUGAUAUUUGCUGAUCUCUUUCCUCUAUAUAUCCACCUUCACUACUGAAUAUAUAUCCAUGAGGGUUACAGGACGUUCAGGGGCAUAUUUUCUGGAGGCACAGGCAGCUCUCAAAAAUCCCUCUUUCUUGGUUGUUAGUAGAAUGCUUUUCAGUGUGCACAUUGUUAGUCUGGAUGUCUGCCGUUCUACUCUGCAAUUCAGCAUGCCUGUCUUAACUUACACCAUGCAAAAACAUAGCUGCUGGAAAAAUGCUAAGGACAGAACUGAGGUUUUUCCCCCUUAAAAAACAAACACUCCUGAUUGCAGAAUAGAGCAAGAUAGGGAUGUGCUGUAAUUCAAGGUGCUGAAAUGAUUCGAGUUCUUCUGACCGAAACGUUUUGGCAGUAGUGGGGGGGGGGGAGGCAGGGAGUAGGCACUUUAAAGAGAGUGAGGAACAUCUUACCUGCCCCUUCAUUGCCCCUCUGCCUCCCCAGCUCCUCUGCAUAGAUGCCAUUCACAUGAGGACAAUGCUCAUGGGAUGCUGGGAAUGGGGAACUGCCUGUUCCCAAACAGGAAGCCAUCACAUGACAUAGCUUGCAAGAAGAGAGAGUGGGGCUGUUUGUUAUGGACAGCGCUGCACUGGGGCGACAGAGUGACAGAGGGGCAGGUAAGACUUGCCUCCCUCUGUUUAAAGCACUCCCUAGCUGCCGACCCAGAUGUGCAUGAAGUGUUUCGUGCACAUCCCUAGAUCAAUAUUUGUGUUGGAAGAUUUCGUGCAGAAACCUAGCUGCUCCAUUCUUCCCCAGAGUAUGCACAGAGAAUAGUUUGCAAUAUCUUAACCCAGGAUAGAAAGUAUUCUACUGGAGAAAGGAUAGCUGGAUCAAUAUAGUGAGUGUCUUUUAAGUACAUAUUCCACUAGAAUCCUGCUUCAUUAUUAAGUAUCUGUGGUGAGCAAUUGCAGGGGUUGAGAGCCAAGUUAGUAUCCUACCCUUUCACUCACUUGGCAUGCUUUAAACCAUUGACAUUGGAACUUCUGUAUUGGUUCAUAUAUAUUUUUGGACAAAUUAGAGGGGAUCUUUGAAAUACAUGUACAUAUAUAUGAAGCUGUUUUAUGUAGAACCAGAGUUUUGAGCCAUCUAGAACAGUGUUGUCUACACAGCAGUGUUCCCUCUAAGGCGUACGCACAUGCAGACACUCCCAAGUUUUUUUUUAUGUCCGCUCAGUUAAUUUUAGAUCCUGCUCAGGUUGAAUCUGGAAGGUCCCAUUCUGAAUGCAUGUGUGCCCACACUGCCUUGAUACUGCCUCCCAGAACAAAACUCAUUCCGCACAUAGAUGGAAAAAAUUAGAACACUGCUACACAGACUGGCAACCAUUCUCCAUGGCUUCAGAUCAGACUCUCCCAGCCCUGCCUGGGGGAGGCAGGGACUUUUUUUGCAUGCAAAGCUGUACACUCCCAUUGAUCUAUAACUUUCCCCUUCUCCCCUUAAACAGUCUGUCUCUGUUCAGGACGACUGCUUGAGGACUGAUCCACGGAAAGAGCACAUAGAUCCACGGAAAGAGCAUCUUUCUAGGAUUUCACUGCUUCAGCCACUGGGGGCUGCAUGAUUGAAUUCCCAAUCAUGUUCCAUAUUAUCUGCCUGUGGAAAGCUAACAUGAGAGGGUAAAGAGGGGCUCACUUCGCCUUCUACCCAUGCUAGUUUUCUGUGUGUGGAAUAGGGCUUUUUGUAUGUAGGGAAAUGUUCAAAGGUGAUUUCUCUUACUCUCUUUCCUCCCACUCCCCCAAACCUACAUUUUGAAGGGGCACAACCUAGGAAGGCAGUACCACAUGCCUUUUCUGAACAUGUGCAUAAAUGUUCAGUUAACUGGAAGAAGAGAAUGUAUGAAUUGUGGGAAAGGGUUUUGAGAUACUGCAUUAUAUUUGUUUAGCAUUCUUUGAACAAAAUGCUCUGUUCUCGUUGUGUCCAGUUUACAUAAGCAAUUCAAAAGUGCCUAAGGUAGUUUAGAGAAGAAUUGACCAGGAACGGCCAGGACACAUUGAGGAAGAGGGGGAUUAUGAUGCUGCCAUCAGUGUACACUGGGAGACUUGUUUUGUGUUGCAGCCGUGCAUCAAAAGCUAUUUUUAAAAAAUGAACGUGUAUUUCUGUUUACUCAACACCACCGCAAAUAAAAAUGAAAUAAAGCCUGUGCUGUUAAA
Molecule: messenger RNA, 12897 nt
Organism: Hemicordylus capensis (graceful crag lizard)
Lineage: Eukaryota; Metazoa; Chordata; Lepidosauria; Squamata; Cordylidae
Gene: ILRUN
Product: inflammation and lipid regulator with UBA-like and NBR1-like domains
Exons: 4
Coding region: 189-1091 (300 amino acids)
Biological process (GO): macroautophagy
Cellular component (GO): phagophore assembly site
Molecular function (GO): ubiquitin binding
Source: RefSeq, a predicted model, not a curated record